Culex quinquefasciatus (southern house mosquito) is the source of this 8788-nucleotide messenger RNA. RefSeq lists its product as uncharacterized. The record is from RefSeq and is a predicted model, not a curated record. The transcript is spliced from 11 exons. Bases 1222 to 7761 code for a protein of 2179 amino acids. Lineage: Eukaryota; Metazoa; Arthropoda; Insecta; Diptera; Culicidae. Gene Ontology annotation, molecular function: protein binding.
AAGCGAAAAUCCAUGUGAAAUAGAGAUUGAAGCUGAAUACACUGGACGCUGCCUGCAAUUAGGAAGAAAACUAAGAAGAAAGUUGAAGAGGAAAAAAAGGUCGUAAAAAACAUCAUUUGACAUCAAUUGUUUGCUGCAGUGUGAGUGUGUGAUAGUGUUAGUGAAUUUAAGAGUAAAAAAAGCUUGUAUUUUUUUCCUCUGCCUUUUCUGACUAAUUGGCUCUGCGCCGCGAAAAGGUUGACGAAAGAGAGAGAAAAAUAGAAAAGUGUAAAAAAUACCAAACAAAAAAAAAAUAGAAGAAGAAGAAGUUUGAAAAGUGUGUCUCACGAGUGAGUUUGUGUGCGAGAGAGUAUGAUUAAGCGGAAGAUUUAACGGAUCAGUGAUAAAUAUCGCGACGGUUCGCGUUCUUCAAAAAGGUUGAACGUCUCAGAAGAGAGGAGGAGAAGUUCGUUUGUGUGUGCGAGAGGGGGCUUGUUUCGGUGAGAAAGGCUUGGCACCCAACAAAACAAGGUCAAUAGGAGAAUCACCGCCACCUCCACCCCUCAAAGCAUCCCCACCCUUAAGUAGCUUUUGUUGUGAGUUUCUUAAUCGGUGGGAUGUGGUGAAUUUUGAUUAGUGUGAAGAAGAGGAAGGAAGAAACGAUCGAAUAGAGAAGAGAUCGCUAAUUAAUCGUUCUAGUUUGAGAAAUAGUACACGUCGUCUUCGACUUCGCCUUGGGAAUUGUGUAUUCACGGAUAAUUGAUACAUUAUACGAGGCGCAUUCGACUGCUGAUCAUCAUCGGACUAGGUGAGAAAUUCAGCCUGCCGGCGAGACCGAGACCAACCAACGAACAGCAGCUGGACACGUGGAGGAGAAUUGCAACAACAACACGGGUGUGCAACUGCCAGCACGCUGAGAAAGAAUUUAUUGCACACAGGUGAUUCUUGAACGAGAGAGUGUGUUUCUUUAAUUGCUGAACACAUUGAAACUGAUUGACCCCCAACAAAACCCAACACACUGGAUCACAAACCCUCCAACGAAGCCCAACCCGCUGCACUUACCGCGCUCGGAAUUCCAAAAAUGUAAUUCCUUAUAAAUAGUCAAUGAGCCUAUUGCCGUAAUCGCCACCGCCAGAAGAAAGGAAACAGAAGCGAACCCCUCCCCGUACAACUAGAUCGUGACCACCUCAACUCACCAACAACCUCUCACACGUGGUCGCCGACGAAAGUGAAAACCCGACCAUGGAGAAGUACGUAACGGUGGUCUCCGUGGACGAACAGCCGCCGGCUGGCCAGCCUGCCAUCGAAGAGUCGCCACCCCGGGACGCUUCAGCAGAUUCACAGUUCGUCACAGUAUUGUCCAUCAACCACAGCGGUGGGGUGGCCCCACCGGAAGGCGGUGAGGAGUUGGAACCGGAACUGGUUCUGGUGUACCGAUUACCCGGGGAGAGACUGGGGUUUGGACUGAAGUUUCAGGGUGGAACUAAGAAUAACGAGAAGAUUCAGCGGUUGUUCAUCCAGUCGUGCGCGGAGAACAGUCCGGCAUCGCGGGUUCAGGCCAGUUGGGGGUUUCUGCGGGAGGGUGAUGAGAUCCUGGAGAUUGACGGGGUUAGCGUGACGCGGAUGACCCGGAUCGAGUGCGUCAAGUGCUUGAAGGAGAGCAAUUUGGCGAUCAAAUUGUUGGUGAGGAACGGCGAGGGGAAGGUACAAAACUUUUACGACGAGAAUGGGGACGUUCCAGAGCGGAAGAGUGGUCCGCCGCCACCACCACCGGUUCCGCCGAGGAAGUUAAACAAGCGGAAGAUCGUUGAGAAGGUAGCUGAGGAGGCUACGCCAGCGAAACAGAUCGUUGAGGUCGUGCAUCCUCCGGACGCCGAGGUAUACUCGAACCUGUUCUCAGACGACAUCAGCGAUCUGAUCAGCGAAUCGGACGACACUGCCAGUACAAUCUCCACAGUCAUAGACAAGUACUCGAUCUGCUCGAGCUUGUCCUCGGAGGAUUACACCAUUUCCGCGGUUCCAACCAGCUUGGAACUAGCCAAGGCGUUGAAGCCUUUCACCUUGCUUGAGAAGGAGUUCAACCUGGACAACAAGCUGGAGAACGCACUCUUUCCCUUCCCACCUACCACGGUGAACGUGGUCCAGCUGGAGGUCGAAGCCGAACCAAACGAGUACGAGAACGUCACAAUCGCAAAGGUCGACGAGAAUCGCAACUACGAAAACGUGAUCGUCCAGGCCAGCGAUCAUCAACCGGCAAACUACGAGAACGUUACCAUCCAGGCUGUGGUCCCCGAGCCAACCGCCCAACCCUACGAGAACAUCGCAAUCUCCCAAGACACCAACCAACCGGAAUCCUCCGUCUACGAGAACGUCGACCUCAAGGAACCUCCACGACCACUCCCGCGUCAAGUCGAGCCUAAAAAACGCACCAGCGUCGUGGCACCCCCACGCCAAAAAGCCCCCGCCCCUCCAAUCCCAAAAACACAACCCACCCACCCACACGAGUUCAACACGAUCCAAAGCUGGCUCCAAGAAGCCACCGAAGUGAUCCACGAGUGCGCCCUCGCCGACCCCCCCAAGGAACCCACCGUAGACAACCGACCCCGACUGAUCGACUUCCACCCCAAGGUCACCACUCCCGCCAAAACAACCACAACGACGAUCGCCGUCGACCCAGAACCCGAACCGCCCAAAGAAACCAACAACAGCCCCGAAGUCGUCGUCAAAAAGUGCAUCAAAAUCGUGGCCACCAACGGAUCCUCCUCGAGCCACAACUACAUCGAGAGUUCAUCAUCCUCAGAAGAGGACGAGGACGAGGAACGCUCGUACGAGCCGCGAACGCCGGACGAGUUUGAGGACUCGCUGGGCGGUGGCGAUGACGACAGUGGGGCGUUCGACGCGUACAGCGACGAGGACGGGGAGAAGCUUGGACCGCCGGAGAUUGUGGCCGGAGGGCCGUCGGAGGCGUACUUUAACUUCCACUGGACGACGACGCUGCUGCCGCCGAUCGGGGAGGUCGAGAUCGAGGAGGAGUUUUCGUCGCUGGAGAACGCGCAGCAGCAGAGUGGUCCCAUCGUCAUCAUCGACACCGCCGAGGAAACUCUCAUCAACGACAGCAACAACAACCAGCAUCGCGAACCCAAAUCGAAGCUAAACGGCCACCAUCACUACGAACGUCCUGCUUCUCCUCCGGAAUACCCAGCAGAACCAAUAGUCAACCAAGAGGAAGAUAUUCCGGAUGCCAUCCCAGAACAACGCGAACCAAUUGAGGUCGGUGAUCAAGCCACCCAGUCUGACGUGCCUGCCACUAUUUCAUCAAAUGAUACCGACGAAGGUGUUCCAGCUGUUGCUGAUAAGCACGAUGACGAUGACGCUAUCGUGCCAAACAACGAGCAGAUUGUAUUGCCAGAAGAUGGCACGGCCGCCAGCCAGGUCGUGGAAGAGGUAGCAGAUCAGUUGACGAACGAGCUCGUUGGCGAUAACGACGUUCCGGAAAUGGAUGGAGUGGAGAGUGGGUCGGAAGUGACCGCCGCGGUCAAGGUCGAGCAGGACGACGCGGUUGUGGACGAACUGCUGGCGGUUGUCGUGGGCGACUCCGUAGACAGCGACUUUGAGGAACUGGUCAAGGCCCAACUGGACGAGGACGGGAGCGGUGCCGAGCAGCAGAUCCAACAGAUUCAUGAGCGAAUCAUUGUUGGAAUUGAGGGCUCGAGUGGAAGUGAGGAGGAGGACAAGCCAAGUGAGGCAGAAGAAGUGGUGCAAGUUCAGGAGGUAGUCAGUGAAGUGACGGAGGAAGUUCUUGGAAGUGAAGAAUUGGAACCACCUUCGGUGGACGUUCCGGACUGCAAGGUGGACUCCGAAGUGACUCCAGAGACGAUGGCCAGCGCGGACAACGACUACGAAGACGUGCAGGUCGAAAGUAAUCAAGAAUCAGCCAAUUCUUCCCAAGCAGCAGCAACAGUAACUAGUGCCACCUCCACCAACGGUAGCAGCUCAACCGACGACGUCGAUCUGACCAAAAUCAACGCCGCCGCGGAAGUCGGCACCACCGAUCUGGCCACAAACACGACCACCACCUCAGCGAUCAGCAUGGACCAAAUGAACAAUUUGGUGACAACGACGACGACUGUGACCGCGAUUGCCAGCACCGUGCACCAGCCGACGUCGACGACCACCAAGAUCGUCAGCUACGGCCAUCAAAUUCAGCAACACAGUCAGAAGGCACUGCUGCCACCGGUGCCACCGGCCUUCUCCCGGCUGCCACCGGACGGGCAUGAGUUCCCGCCCAACUUUAGCGAACCGGCGGCCAACGGGAUGAUCUCGACGGUGGCGGCGGUCAUCAACGGGGGAACGCCCAAGGGGGAUAAACAUUCCAGCUACGACGACAUUCCGGACCUGCCCAAAACGCACCCACCGCCGGUACCGCGCAAGGUCUUCCGCCAGGAUCUGGUCCUGAAGCAGCUCGACACCAACGGCAACUCAAACCCCACCACAGAACCAACCUUCAAGAAGCCCCCAAUCUUCCCGGCGCGCUCCAACUCGCUGGUUCCGGAAAGCAACGGCAAGUCGGCCGCCUCCGCGAUCGAAGAUCGCCGCCGCUCCUUCGACAUCCACGAGAUCAACAAACCUCCGUCGCGCGUCACGCUGGUCGGCUCAAACUGGCGCAAGGAUGAAAAGUCCGAGCGGAGCGUGCGCGACAAGAUCGCCAUGUUCUCGAAUGGAUCUGGAAAUGGUGGGGGAGGAGGUAGUGCAGAAGGGGGUGGUGGGGUUCCGGAAGGAUCUCCGAUCCUGCGGAAGUUUAGUAAAGAUUUCACCAAGAGUUCGGAGAACUUGUUGGGGAGUGACGGUGGGUACCCGAAGAAGUCGUCGGUUGAUCCGAUCGAGACUUAUGCGACGUUGAGGAAGAAGGCGCAUAGCGUGGAGAAUCUGGAUGAGGUUGAUCAUAGCGGGGUUCAGAAUGGGUCACACCUCCACGGUGGGAAGUUUGGGCUGGAGAGUUCGAAGCCAGUGGUGUUGGGGAAGGCAUUCAGCGUUGAGAACUUGAACCCGUCGAAUGGGAGCAAGGUGAAUGGGGAAGGGAAGAUGGGUGAUGGUGGGUUGUUUGGAAACGUGAAGAACUUGGCGAGAACGACGAGCUUUUCGGGGUAUUCGAAUGGGACAAGUUUGGCCACGAUCACGAACACGGAGGAGCGGAGGAAGUCGUCGAUCACGAGCCUGCUGGAGCAGCGCAAAAAGUCAAUGUCCAAGCUGCGAGGACUGGUGAUCCCGGAGAAGGUCCCGGAGACGGAGGUUCUGCCUGAGACGAAGAUCAUCGGGUUGCCGAUCAUCAAGAGUAAGGAUUCGGAGAAGAUCCUGUCGUCGUCGGCUUCGCCGAACGUACUUAAGUUGGAUUACGCGCGGAAAACGGCCACGUUGCCAACUCCGGGCAAGUCUGCAAAUGGAAGUUCCUUCCACCCAACGGUUGCGCCGAAGCCUUCAGAACUUGGAGGUACCUACAAGAGCAUCUUCCGGAACCUGAAGGCGGAGAAGGCAGAGGAAGAUCAAGCUGCGUUCCGCCGGCCGUUGAACCCGGUUCCACCGGCGAAGCCGCCGCGAACCUCGCUGGUUUACCCACCACCGAAGGGACUCGAUCAGCGUAGUAUGACUACCGAGGACGAGAGUGGUGACGACAGCGAUUCCGUGCUGAGUUCGAGGGUUUCCUCGCCUCCGGUCUCCCCGGUGGCGCCUUCGCCGCCGGAGAAGUACGUCCUCACGAGGACACUGAGCUCGGAGACCAACACCUCGAUCACGAGCUCGAACUCCACGUUGACUUCGAGUUCGGGAUCGCAGGCGAGCUGCAGCUCGGUGGGAAGCACUCCGGCGAUUGACAUGAGUCGUCGCAUUUCCAAGUCCUCGUCCAACGAGAUGUCCAUGAACCGGAAGAACGUGCUGGCGUCGGCCAAGAGUCGCAGCGGUCGCGGAGAUCUGAAGAUCGAGGACGCCGGCAAGAUCAAGCGGUACGAGGACGGUGAUAGUACCGAUGGGUACGAAGAGGAGGAGCGUCGGAAGUCCAAGUCAAAGCCGCGCAACUCGUUGACGAACGGAAAGAGUGCCAACGGCUUCGAAGAGAAGGAACUGACCCACUACAAGGUGGUGGACUCGGUUGACAGUAUUGUGGAUAAGGUGAUCAAGGUCGCCUCGUACGUGGAGGUCGUCUCCGACGUUGAAGAGAACGCCAGCGUUGACACCGAGGUGAUCGUUCCUAUGCAGAAGCCUGCCACAGCGGUGGAACCGCCGAUCGUCAAGGAGAAGAUCAACUCGGUCGCGAUCGCCAACCAGAACAACUCCAACACCAUGUCUGACCUCGCCAAGUGGGUUCGCCACGAGGCGGCCAAGGUCGAGCAGCCUGCCGGCGUUCGCGCCGAGCUCAAGAAGUACACUCGAUCGGUCUCCGACCAAGUCGUCUCCAAAUCGGAAGAGAUCGCACCUACCAAGCGCGAGCUGCGCUCCUCCGUUGACUCCAAGAAGCUGAACCUCGCCGAGAUCCGCAAAAACUUCGAGGCCAAGUCCAAUAACAGCACCGUGGUCCCAUCCCCGGUCAAGAUCACCCCGAAGGAACCCCCCGUAACCCCACUCCCCAAAUCAACCCCGGUCCCGGUCGCCCCCACCACCAACAACAACCACGAUCGCUUCUCGUCCUGGGACUCGCUCGCGUCCUCCUCGUCCGGAGUGUCCUCGCUGCAGACCAACAGCUUGCUCGGCAACACCACUGGCACCGGCGGAUCCUCGCAAACCCUGCAAAGCAGCACCCCGUCCGACUACGGCAGCUUCUCGUCCCUCGGCAGCAGUCACAGCUUGAUCACACCCCAGGAUCUACAGCUGAUCAUCGAGGAGGCGGACCCGCCGCUCGCCACCCCCGAAGCCUUCGUGAUCGUGCUGCAGCGGGAAACGCCCGAGUCCAGCAUCGGCAUCACGCUGGCCGGCGGCUCGGACUACGAAGCGAAGGAGAUCACGAUCCACAAGAUCCUGAGCAACUCGCCGGCGGAGAAGGAUGGGCGCCUGCGGCGCGGUGACCGCAUCCUGUCCAUCAACGGACUCAGCAUGCGUGGACUGACCCACCGGGAAUCGCUGAGUGUACUUAAGACACCCCGCCCGGAGGUGGUGAUGGUCAUCACGCGGUCCAAGUCGCUCACGAUCGAUACCGGGGCGGUGGCGUUGCUGCAGCUGGCGAAAACGAAGCGGCCCUCGCUCGGGUCGUUGAGCUCGCUCGCCGAGAAGAACGAGAUGAUGGCGGAUUACGGCGGUGGAGCGCAGGAGCGCAGCAAGAUGAUGAAGAUUCAGCACAAGGCGUCCCGGUCGCUGGAUUUGGAUCUGGACAUCGUGAGCAAUGAGGCGGAAAGUGUCUUCGACGGAACCGCCUCCGAAGAUGGUCUUCUGUCGGCCGAUGAGUCCAAAUGUUCCUCCAUCACUCCCGCAAGUGAUGACCGCGUGUCCGCUUCGCCCCAACUCGCCGCAGCAGGCGUCGCCGCCAUCGUCGGCGGCAGCCGGAUGGUGGAAAUCCUCAAGGACGGCGCCGGCCUCGGCUUCUCGAUCGAGGGAGGCUUCGACUCGCCCGCCGGCAACAAGCCGCUGAUGAUCAAGAAGAUCUUCAUGGGUGGCGCCGCGGAAAAAUCCGGCUUGCUGCGGGCCGGCGAAGAAAUUGUUGCCAUUAAUGACAUUUCAAUCGAGCGCAUGACGCGGAUACAGGUCUGGAACAUGAUGAAGAAGCUCCCGAACGGCAGCGUCCGGAUUGCGUUGAAGUGAUAACGUGUUUGGAAGGAGAGUGCGUGAGUGUGCGAGUGUGAAUACUAAAGAGAGAGAGUUAAAGAGAGAAUGAGCCGUACUUUUACAUACUAUAACCGAGAAAGAGAAAGAGAGAAAUUAUCAAAUUUUAUGAAAAUAAAAACAAGAAAGUUUUAGUUCUAGUAAGCCAGAAUGCAAUUCGCGCCCCAAGCGAUCUAUUCAGCAGCAAUAUAAUAAUCAAAUUAUUAUCUCUUUUCUUUAUACAACCCAACUUUUACAAGCAAAAAAAGAAAUUUAAAAAAAUACACAAUCUAGCUGUAAGCAAAUUGUUGUUUGUAUAUUUUAUUAGUAUUCGUGUAUUUCGAAAUUGUAUACAAAAAAAAAGAGUUAUUUAUAUUUUGGGAAACGCUAACAAAACUCAAACGCCACUAAAGACAAGACAAGACAAAGCGAAACAAAACAAAAAAAAAACAGAACCAAUCUAGACUGAUCUGUACACGUGUAAAUGAGGAAAAUUAUCGUUUGAGAUGCAAAUCGAAUCGGAGAGUAACGUAUCUGUGAAUUAUAGAAGAAACUUGAAGCAAGAAACAAUCAUGCGAUAGGGUUAAACUUAGCCUAAACAAAAAACAACUAACUAAAUCGAGGUGAGAACUCGAGUCACGCCGAACAAGCGUGGCGAAAUGCUUCAAUUCUUUUGCGCGAUGGAUUAUAGUUUUUCUGCUGCUGAAACGCGGAAAUCGCAGCCGUCGGCAGCAGCAGCAAAAACAAUCAAAUCGAGAAACCCUUCUUGCCUAAUUAGCGAAUUGAUUAAACUAUGCCGAUUAAUUAUUUUAACUACUUUUUUUUAAUCGUAUCGUGUAUGUAUCGUUAAACCGCAAAACUUUGCUAAAAGCGAAUCGCUACUGGUCUUGCUUAUUGUUUCUAAUCCCCCUUUGCCCCUGAUAAACAAAAAAGAAUCAAACCUUUUAAUAAUAUAUUAUUCGUGUAGAUAUUUAUCGAACAUAAUGAAAUCAGUUUAAAUAAAAAGCAAAAACAUUUUUCAAUAAAC